This is a messenger RNA of Cyprinodon variegatus (sheepshead minnow), 1051 nucleotides long. It is a transcript of the gene usb1, whose product is annotated as U6 snRNA biogenesis 1. The record is from RefSeq and is a predicted model, not a curated record. Gene Ontology annotation, biological process: U6 snRNA 3'-end processing. Bases 1 to 810 code for a protein of 269 amino acids. Gene Ontology annotation, molecular function: 3'-5'-RNA exonuclease activity. Gene Ontology annotation, cellular component: nucleus. The transcript is spliced from 8 exons. NCBI's taxonomy places the organism in Eukaryota, Metazoa, Chordata, Actinopteri, Cyprinodontiformes, Cyprinodontidae.
AUGACCCAUCCUGAUCUUCUAGGGGUGUUGGAAGAGAGGCAGAUCACAAACGCAAACUUCUGGGCUGUUGUUUUUGGGCACAACACCGGGUUAGCCCCGGGAAACAGCGACCACUAUAAGCGACAACUACCUCUCCCUGGUUGCCUCCUGACAAUGUUUCCUGAUGAUGAUGAUGAUGAUGAUGAUGCACUCACUGAAGACAGCUCCCUUCAUGGUGGGCGGAUCCGCUCCUUCAAGCACGAGAGAGGAAACUGGGCCACCUAUGUUUAUCUGCCAUAUCCUCCUGAUGAGGAGUUUGAGGAGGUUUUGGAGGAGUUGCUGUCAGCCUUGAGGGCUCAGGGUCUGACUUUGACCCGGCAGGAGGAGUUCCACCUCAGUGUUUCUCAGACAGUGGUGCUCAGACACCACUGGAUCCAGCCUUUUACACAAAGCCUCCAGGCAGGCCUUUCACACUGCAGAAGGUUUGUGUGUUCAGGGGGGACACUGAAGGUCUACUGUAAUGCUGAGAGGACGAGGACCUUUUUGGGGAUGGAAGCGACCGUCGGGCAUGCUCAGUUGUUGGAUCUGGUCCGGGUUGUUGACAAAACGAUGGCGGAGUUUCGACUAGACACGUUCUAUAAGGAUCCUUCUUUCCAUAUAAGUCUGGCCUGGUGUGUGGGAGACCUAACAGAGAAGAUGAAGGAGAUCUUACAUGACCUGCAGGGUUUGGUCGAUAACCGCGAUGAAGGACCAUUUCUGUUUAUGUUGGCCUGCACAGAAGUUCGCUGUAGGACAGGAAAUAAGACUUUUCGCUUCCCGCUGAAACCGUGAAAACCUCAGUGAAGAGUCUGGGUCGGCUGGCUUUGACUCUGCGAGUCGCUGCUGCAGAGCCACAAGAAACUGAGCAGAUGUUACAGAUGGCUGCUACUGCUCUCAGUUUAUAACCUGAUCUGGGAACCAGUGAAGACGAUCAAGAAACACAGAUCUUUUUUUCUAUCAUAGAUGAACUAUUUGAUUAAAGUUGCUGCUUGUUUUGUAGAUCUUUUGGUCCUUUGAAAACAUUUUUUUUUUA